AAUUCAUUUGAAUCAGAUUUUCAUACUUUUGGAAUGCCAUAUAAAGCUAUGUGGUCAUUGGAACUAUAAAUAUUAAAUAUAUGAGAAUGUGUCCAGAUCUUCAAAAUCAACAAUCUCGCAAAUGCAAAAAACUUGAAAUGUGAACACCUUUUAAUCCAAACACUUUAAGCCAGUCCUAAUGGGUUUCGGAAUUAGACAGGUUUUACUGUAUAAUCAUUUGUGAUUUAAUGUUAAAAGUAUAUUCAGCUUUCAUUGUAUGAGUAUGCAUGUCAUUUAAAGGAGCUGCAAUAAACUUACAUUAUUUGUUUGCCAAAGGCUGCAUAAGGGCAUACGAGAGAAUGGUUGUGUUUUAUGGAGAUUACAAAGUCAUAGUAAAAAUAGAAAAGACGUAUAAUCAGACAUUCAGUCAACACGUCAAUGUCUUCAAUGUCAACAUGUCAAGUUUUAAGAGUUCUGCACUCCUCAGUAAACAGUGUUAUGUCUCAGCAAUUAUGUACCGGAAGGUGUUGAAUAAACGGUUUAUCCCUCCAAUCCUUAUCCAUGGAGAAAUUUCCAUGAGAACUGUCCUCAAUCUGCUCACAUAAUGAAUUAUCUCCAACCUUUUCAACAUCUUAUUGAUUAAUUCAGUGACCGAUAUGUUCACAGCAAAAAUACCACCAGGGACUAGAUAUAUAUCUUAUUAAAUUUCUCCAAAACAUGCUCAUAAUAUUUUUCAUAAUUUUGGUGCAGAUGAGGUUGAAAGUGCUAAGUUGGUACAAGCCUACUUUCAAAAUAAGUGGGUACAGCACCCUUUUGGUUCAAUAGAG
Molecule: messenger RNA, 806 nt
Organism: Owenia fusiformis
Lineage: Eukaryota; Metazoa; Annelida; Polychaeta; Sabellida; Oweniidae
Source: the annotation of a GenBank genome assembly